Panonychus citri (citrus red mite) is the source of this 5909-nucleotide messenger RNA. RefSeq lists its product as uncharacterized. NCBI's taxonomy places the organism in Eukaryota, Metazoa, Arthropoda, Arachnida, Trombidiformes, Tetranychidae. Gene Ontology annotation, biological process: toll-like receptor signaling pathway; immune response. Gene Ontology annotation, molecular function: transmembrane signaling receptor activity; protein binding. The record is from RefSeq and is a predicted model, not a curated record. The transcript is spliced from 2 exons. Bases 85 to 5760 code for a protein of 1891 amino acids. Gene Ontology annotation, cellular component: membrane.
AAUUGUAUUGGUGUCACUCCUUGAGUAUCAAGUUAAUCCAUCACAUAAUGUGACAAGAAAAAAAGAUUUUACCUUUUUAUUAAUAUGGUUAUUACCUUUGUUUUUAAUUUUUUAUUCAUAUUAAUUAGGAUAAUCAAUUGUUAUAAUAUAUGUCCACCGAUUGAACUACGUUCAUCUUUAACAGUUAAAUCGGGAUUAACAAAGGGAACAACAAAUUCACUUCUAUUACCAUCAUCAUCUAUAGCAACAACAACAACAACAACAUCAACAUCAACAGUUUCACCUUUAUCAUCAUCAUCUUCUUCAUCAUCUAAAAUUGUCUGUGAUUGUACCACUGAAACAAGGGAAUCAGCACCAUCAUGGGAAAUUCUUUGUUAUCAGGAAUAUUCUUUAACUGAACCAAACGAUGAAAGCUCAGAAUCUACUGUAGAUUCUGAAACAGUUCAAUAUUCAGCGUUACCAAUUGCCUUUAUUAUCAAAUAUGUGGUCUCCCGUUAUAUUGAGAUCAACUGUUAUGAUAGUUCACCUGAAUUUCAACCUGCAAUGUUUCAAGGUUUCGGAGUCAAUGAAAUUGACUCUUUCCGUGUGAUCAACUGUUCGUUGCCAACAGUGCCUUUCAAUCUGAUCUUUCAUCGGACAUCGGUUGGGUUAAAUAAUAAAGAAUCUGUUGUUAAUAAAAACCAACCAAACCGUGGCAAUGGUAAUUCACAACAAGGCGGUGGUUCAGAUGAUAUUGGGAGUGGCAGUGAUCCUGAUGUACUGACAACAGGGAGAAACAGUAAGGUUAAAGGUAUCCGUUCAUUAGAGUUGAGGCGUGUGACUCCAAUUAAAAUUGAUGUUAAACAAUUGAAACACCUAUUUCAUGGUCUUGACCGUUUGGAGCAAUUAACUCUUGAGAAUUAUAUUAUCUCAAUUCCCAUAACACCAACCAGCACCAACACUGGUUCUGCUGGUGGUGUUAAUAGUGAAAGGUUAACACUUGGUGGAUUUGAGGAGAGAGGAAGAGGUGCCUCAAGAAUUGGCCGUCGAUUUAAACGUUCAUUUGGUUCACGAUUGAAUAUUAGUGAAAAAUUUGAUGGCGAUUCAAAAUAUUUCACUAAUAAUGAUGAACGAAAAGUUACCGUUAAUCCAAAUUUUGGCCAAUCAUUGUCUACAUCACCAGUUGUAUUAUCAUCAGCGUCAUCAUCCUCGUCGUUAUCGCCAUCAUCAUCAUCAUCAUCAUCAUCACCGCCACCAUCAUCUGGUUCAAUAGAUUUUGACCUGCCAGCAGGAUUAACAGUUUUGCCAACAAUGAAACCAACAAUUUCAUCAUCAACAAUAGUAACAAAAGUACCUUUAACUGUUUCAGAAACAACAAUAACACCAGGAGCUUCAUCAUCAUCACUUACAAUGACUACCACAACAAAAAAACCGACAACAUCACCCAUUCAAUUGUCUAAAUUACCUGUUAACAGUAAUCAUAAUAAUCAUGAUAAUAAUAAGCAACCCAAAGCGAAAGAGUUUAUUGAAAUGAAUGUAAACAAUCAUGAUAAUAAUCAUAAUAUCAGCCCAGAUAAAAGGAUUGAGAGUCAACCUAAAGAUGAGAUUAUCCAUAAAUCAUCAACUUUAUCCGCAUUUUCACCCACCAGUGGCCUCGGAUCAGCCGAUACCAAACCUUUGUCACUACCCACCACUCCUUCAAUCUCCUUACCUUACGACUCUCUCAAACCUGAGAUUGGCGAUCUAUCAGCUGAUAAAUCAUCUCUUGUACCCAUUAGCGGUAUUGGUCAUCAAGAAUCUCAAUCAUCAUUUCAAUAUCGAUUGUCUAACCCAAUUGAUUUUAGUUUUGGUUCCUAUUUUCCCAUUUUAAAGUCACUUGUACUCUAUAAUUUUCUGGUCACCAAAUCAACGGACAAUGCAAUUAUAUUGAAAACCCUUUUAAACAAUUUAAAUAACCUGGAACAAUUAGAUCUUCGUUCAAAUAUACUUACUCAUAUACCUGAGAACCUUUUCUCAGGUUCAGGACGAAAAUUGAAACGUCUUUACCUGAUGAGAAACUCAAUUGAAUCUCUUCAUCCAUUUGCAUUUACGAAUCUCAAAGAGCUGGAAGUCCUUGACCUAUUUAGCAAUAAGAUUCAAUUAUUACCUGAUUCACUUCUCAAGGAUACAAGUAAAUUGAAACAAUUAAGAAUCAAAGGAAACAAUUUCAUCACUUUACCAUUGAAUCUCUUCACCUCUACACCUUUACUUACCUCUCUUGAUUUAAGCUCUAAUCGAGAGUUAUCACUUUUACCUGUUGAUCUUUUGAAAGGUUUACACAAUUUAAGAGAUAUAACAAUUAACGAUUGUAAUUUAAACAAAUUUACCAUUAAUCCGGCUAAAUUUUUCUCCUACGCAAGUAAUUUGGAAAAAAUUGAACUCAAAGGAAAUUUACUCACCAAUUUAACUCAGAUUCAUCUAUUUUCCGGUAAUCCUAAACUGACCACUCUCGAUGUUUCAAAUAAUCGGAUUAAGACAAUUGAUGCUGAAAUUUUUAACGAAAAUUCAUCAAAUCUGGUUAACCUAAAUUUUUACAACAAUGAUUUAUCCUUUAUUCCUGAUAAGCUGUUAUAUCAUUUAAAAAAUUUACGCUCUCUAAAUAUUGGUAAUAAUAAUUUACACACAAUUAACAAUAAUAUCUUUUACACCUUAUCCAAUCUGGAAGUUCUUGAUCUGUCUCGAAAUCAGUUAAUCUCAGUUAAUCCUGGUGAAAGUAAAAUACCUUUUGGACUUGGAACUUACCUGAAAAAGAUUAACCUUUCCCAUAACAAUUUAACCAACUUUAAUCGUGAAUUUAAUUCAAUCCAAUGGAAUCUUCAUUUAGAAAUUGAAGAGAUUAACUUAUCAUCAAACAAGUUAAUUGGUCAAGUUAAAAUUCCAAUUUUCUAUUCAACUAAAUCAAAAAUUAUCCUUGACUUGAGAGACAAUCAAAUAUCAACAAUUAACAUGGAUGCAAUUCUAAUUAAUGAGAAACUUUUCAUUGAAAUUUUGGAUACAAACAAAGCCUACGCUGAUUCAACUGAUUCCUCGGAGGUUAAAGUAUUCAUCUCAGGGAAUCCAUUUAAUUGUGAUUGUAAUCUGUUUCCAUUACUUAAAUACACUCGAUCAAGUACCUCGGCUAAAUAUGAUAGUCUCGUUGAAAAGGUUUCAUUUGACAUUUCCUCGGACAAUUUAAAAUGUUCAUCACCAUUAACUUUGGCUGGUAAAUCAUUUUACGAGUUAAACACAAUUGAUUUAACUUGUCCAAUUGUUAAGACCAAAGUUUGCCCAUCUUCCUGUAAUUGUUGGUUCCGAGCUCAAGAUGAAAGGAUGAUAAUUGAUUGUCAAUCAAAAAAUUUAACCCUUAUCCCAAAGGAGACAGUAAAUAUUGACAAUUUUCAAAAUUUAAGUCUACCUGGUAUUAAAUCAGGAACACCAAUUAAGGCUGUUACUCUGAAAAUGCAAAAUAAUCGGAUUAAGGAUUUACAGCCACUGGAAAGAUUAAUUUCAAUGAAAUCUUUAUCCUCUUUACCAUUAUCACCAACAACAGUAUCCGGAUCAUCAUCAUCAUCAUCAUCAUCAUCACCAUCAACAGCAAGUUCAACCUUGUCCCGGAAAAGAUUCCCCACCUCACCAAUAUCAUUUGAACUUUAUUUUGAUAACAAUUCAAUUGACAGAAUACCAAAUUCAUUGGUUAAACUGCUUAAAUUGGCUACUUACCCAAUCAAUGAAGCAAAUCAUGAAUCAACUGAAUCAGACCAAGGAAAAGAUAUUUCUGAUUUACCCUCAUCACCAUCAUCAUCAUCUUCAUCUUCAUUAUCUUCGCCUGUCUCAUCAUUUCAAUCUUCUAGUCCACCAAAAGCUGCCAUUGUUAGUCUAAUCUCUUUACGUAAUAAUAAUAUUCAUUCAAUUCCCAUUGAAUUUCUGGACGAAUUACGUGAACUACAAACAUCCGUAGCAAUUAAUAAUCAAACAAUUAGUAACACUGGUACCUCAUCAUCAUCAUCUUCCUCUUCCUCUACACAAUCAACAAAUUCAGACAAUGGUGGUAAUAAAAAUCCAUUGACCACAACCACCACCACCAACAACAACAAUAACGCUGUCGAUUUACACUCAUCACAAUUACCUAAAUAUUUAAAGCUUUAUUUAGGUAACAAUCCGUACAAUUGUACACCCGAAGAGAUGACUACUUCUGGAGAUAAAUUUUUCUGCCAAAUGAGGGAAUUUAAAUCAUGGUUAACAGGCAAUUACCGUAUUAUCGGUGAUAUAGCCGAUAUUAAUUGCGAAACAGUUAAUUACAAUUCAAAUUCAGCCUUGAUUAACAUACCUGAUUCAAUUUUAUGUCCACAAUUGGCAACCUUGGAUCAAACCGUUCUACUUACCAUGACAGCUAUUUGUGUCUCUUUGGCACUUUGCCUACUAUUGGUUUCCAUUUUAUAUUAUCGAAACAAGCAAACAGUAUUGGCCUUUUUUUAUAUUCAUCUGAAUCCAAUAUUUGUUUGCCUACAUUUCCAUGAAGAUGAUAUUGAUGAAGAUAAAAUUUACGAUGCAUUUGUUUCCUAUUCAAGUGCUGAUCGUGAUAUUGUUAUGCAAUUAAUUGAGAAACUUGAAGAACCAAGUACAAUAUCAAAUACAUCAAUUUGCUAUUUACAAUCACAAUCAGGUUUACCUUCAAUCCAUGAGGGUAAUUAUGAUACAAUCGUACCCGAUGUUGGACCGGACAUUAAAACUGUGGACAAAUCUUAUAUUUCCUCAUCGAUUUACAAUGAUUCUGAUAAUGGUUCACGAAAUUAUCGUUCUAAUAACCAUUCAAGAUCAAUUAAUAAUCCUACAAGCGGUGGUGGUUCAGGUAAUUAUUCUGAAGGUGAUAUUACAAUUAAUAACUCGGAACCUGAUGACCCAACACAAUAUUUCAAACUCUGUAUACAUGAACGUGAUUGGCUUCCGGGUAAUUUAAUCUCUUGGAAUAUUGUUAACUCUGUUCAAAAUUCACGACGAACAAUUAUCAUUUUAUCAAAAGAUUUCAUCGCAUCGAUUUGGUUUCAAGUUGAAUUUCAUACAGCAUAUUAUCAAAUGUUAGAAGAUAAAAUUGAUCGGUUAAUUGUUAUCGUUCGAGGUGAAUUACCACCUCGAGAGGAGAUGGACAAAGAGUUAAUCUUCCUGUUGACCACGAAAACUUAUCUUGUUUGGGGUGAAAAAUGGUUCUGGGAGAAACUGAGAUACGCACUACCCCAUAAAUCAAAUCGUAAACGUCCAAAUACAAUUAACGGUAUUACCGACGGAAAUAAUAAAUCAUCUAGAUGCCUAAAGAAGUCACAUUUCAGUACAAAUGCCAUUAAUUACCUUAAAUCAGGUAAAGAUGGAAACAGUAAAUCAAAGUCACCCUCUAAAAGUGCUAUGAUGAAAGAGUAUGUUGACCAAGCAAUAGCCAAUCAUUUUCAAUUAAAUUCAACCUCACCAACAAUCAAUGGAUCACCAUUUAAAUCACCACCUUCAUCCAAUGGUAAAUCAUCAACAGCCACAAUGUCAUCAUCAAUGACAACCAAUACAACAUCAUCAUCAUCACCCUCUCUUCAAAGUAUAACAACACCUAAUUAUGGUUCAACAUCAGAUCCAAUUGAUGUAAACUUUUCAACGACAACCUUUAAUCGUGGUGAAAUUAACACCAGUGGACGUGGUGGUAAAAGUAGAGGUGGUGGUGGUAAUGACUACUCUAAGCAAGGCCAUGUCAAUGAAAGUUUUGUCAUUGAAACAGAAACAUGAGAACAAUUGACAGUUUAAUUAGUUUAAAUGUAUAAUUAGUAUCAAUCAUUUUCUCGAGAGCUAAAUUCUACUCUACAUUAUCUUCCAUCUCUCUCUCUCUCUCUCUCUCUCUCUCUCUCUCUCUCUCUCUCUCUCUCUCUCUCUCUCUU